Aspergillus heteromorphus CBS 117.55 is the source of this 919-nucleotide messenger RNA. RefSeq names its product monooxygenase fmaE (gene fmaE). Lineage: Eukaryota; Fungi; Ascomycota; Eurotiomycetes; Eurotiales; Aspergillaceae. The transcript is spliced from 2 exons. The coding region runs from base 68 to 919 and encodes 283 amino acids. The record is from RefSeq and is a predicted model, not a curated record.
UGAUUAUCCGCGACCAAAUCUCAAUCCAUUCCUAUAUAUAUAUAUAUAUAUAUAUACUUGAUUCAUCAUGGCCACCACCUUCCAACCCCUGCUCCCCCCACACCGGGUGUCCCACCCGGGCCCGCCCGUGCUGCCGCAACGCCCCGCGGCCAAGUCGCCCUUCGUGCGGGACAACCUGCGCCUGAGCAGCUGGCUGCUGGUGGGCGCCCUGCUGCAGGGGCUGGCCUGCGCGCUGCUGGGCCCCCUGGCCCUGCUGCCGCCGGCCGCGGUGGCACUGUACCGCACCGCCGACCACCUGCUGAUGGCAGCAGGCUUCACGCGCAACCGGUACCUGGCGGGGCCGGCGGGGGAGUCGCUGGUGGUGUUCCGGCUCGGGGCGCGCUGCCACCACCCGCUGGGCCUCUUGGCCCCCGGCCAGCGCGCCAUCGGCGGCUACCUGGACCGCAUGCUGGACACCCUCCACGCCGACCCCGGCGCCUACGGCAUGCUGGGCGUCUCCCGCUGGCUCAAGGUGGAGGACCCCGCCGCCAACGACACCGUCACCCUCUUCUACUUCCGCGACUACGAGGGCCUGCACCGCUUCGCCCACGACGCCGUCCACAUGGCCGGCGUCCACUGGUGGACCCGCGUCGGCCGCGACUACCCGCACCUCGCCAUCUACCACGAGACCUACCUCGUCCCCCGCGGCCACUGGGAGAACAUCUACAUCCACAGCAAGCCCACCGGCCUCGCCGACGCCUGGUUCCCCGCCCGCCCCGCCGGCGGCGACGACACGGCCCCCGGGCGGGAGUGGGUGCGCCCCGUCGUCGACGCCCGCUCCGGCGCCUUGCGCUCCGCCUCCAAGCGCCUCCAGAUCGAGCGCCUGGCCGGCCGCGAGAAGGAGCAUGGGAUGGAGUACGACCAGACGUAUACGGAUUAG